AAGGCAAAUACUUUUUGUAGUCACUGUACAUUUUCAGAUUUGUCUCAAAUUUUAUAAAUAUAAUCAUGAUAGUCAUUUACACUCUGUAUAGUGCAAAUGAAAUUUUAAAAUGUUUUAUAUAACACACGUAAUAUAUUCGUAAAAGUUUUUAUAAAUGUUCCAAUGCUGAGUAACUAUAGAUCGUGUGUGUCGUUCCUGGGAGCAAUUUUCGUUCGUUAAAAUGUUUACGCUUUAUCGAAUCUGCAUCAAUAAUAAGGAAUAUAAUAGCGACGUUUUAUGCGUCGUACAUCUUCAUUCUGAAUAACUUAGUAGGCCCAUAUGUUUAUAGUUAAGCUAUAACAGUAAGUGAUCAAUGGAACAUCGGACUUUGCGCUCGCGCCGUCGUACUUCAUUCGUCGGUGUCCAUCAUGAUUUCCCAACCAAUUGUAGUACCUGGAGGUGAGCAUCGAACAUCACAAUCAGAAACCCACUCUAUGUCUGUUGGAAGUACAUCUGAUUGCUUUAAGACCAUGACACCGCCGAAUGUAAGCAGAUCACUUAGUAACCGUGUUAGUGACAGUGGAUAUGGUACAUUACCAAGUAAGCUAGAACCAGUGGAUCAACAACUUCGACGAAGCAGUGUUCAAGUUCAAUCUGCAACAUUACCUAAACUUCCAUCAACAGAGUCCCUAUCAACAAGUGUAAAUUUUGCAACUGCUGCACCUCCACUAUCUCCAGGUUUAACAACUACAAUGGGGGAAACAAAUCAAAAAACAGAUAAUGCAUCUGAUAAGUCUUUAGAUUCUUGCAAGUUAACAAGAAAAGAAUCAUAUAAGGCUCAAAGAAAAAAUUACCGGAUGGAGAAGAAAAGAGUUGCCAAUGAACUCUUAAGUUCGUUUAAAGAUCCAACUGUUAUUGUUAUGAGCGAUUGGCUUAAAGUUCGUGGUACAUUAAAGAGUUGGACAAAACUGUGGUGCAUCCUGAAGCCUGGUUUACUAUUGCUAUACAAAAGUCCAAAAACAAAAAGUAAUCACUGGGUGGGAACGGUUUUACUUAAUACAUGUCAAGUAAUAGAACGUCCAAGCAAGAAAGAUGGAUUUUGUUUUAAAUUGUUUCAUCCCUUGGAACAGUCAAUAUGGGCUCCAAGAGGUCCAGAAAAAGAAGCUAUUGGUGCGGUUGUACAACCUUUGCCAACAUCUUAUUUAAUAUUUAGAGCACCUUCACAGGCAGCUGGUAAAUGUUGGUUGGAUGCACUUGAAUUAUCUUUACGUUGUUCAUCUUUAAUAGUACGCUCAACAAGUGCAUUACCGCGUGCUUUACCACAUGAUACUACAACAACUCAUGAAACUCAGUGGAGUGAAGCAGAUUAUGAAAAACACUUUGAUGAACAUGUAUGCUUGUCUAAUUAUGCUCCUCAAUCACCUACAACACCUCAAAGACGUUUGUUAUCAUGUCCUCAGCCUUUAACACCUUCUAUGUCAAAUAAUCCUAAAAGUGUUUGUCCUUCACCAACUCCAAUGUUUCAGCAGUUAUAUCAUGCAGUAGCAUAUUGGGAGAAACAAUUUUGCGAUAAAUCUCCACCUGUCGCUGCAGAUACAGAUAUUAUUUUGUCUUCGAAUACUGUAGACAUGUUAGGUGAUGGAGAUACUUAUCCCCAUUUUGAAUCUUCUAUCUCCAAGCCUAUUACGUCUUGCACUCGACGCAUGACUGUUCCUUCUGUACAUGUCCUGGAGUAUGAUACUCCAACAGUAGUAACGCUAGAUCCUAUGCACUCCUCACAUAUAGACCUGGACGACAUUAGCCAGCCAGAGAACGGAGUAGCAGCUGAUGCAGAAAUUAGUGCAUCAGACAGUGAAUCUGAAGGGUCAGCUAAAGAAGAUCAACAAGAAACAAUUAACGAAACUCUAUAUGUUGCGAAUGAGCAAGAAGUCCUUGGAGCGGCUGGAGAAGUAGUUACAGAAUUACAGGAAGAACAAAAAUCUUUAAUAUGGUUCUUGAUGAAACAAGUUCGACCAGGCAUGGAUUUAUCGAAAGUAGUCUUGCCGACUUUUAUUUUAGAACCUCGUUCGUUCCUAGAAAAACUGGCUGAUUCUUAUUACCAUGCAGAUUUAUUGUCCCAAGCAGUAGUGGAAGAUGAUGCAUUUACACGUAUGAAAGGUGUUGUUAAAUGGUAUUUAUCUGGAUUUUAUAAAAAACCUCAGGGUUUGAAGAAACCAUACAACCCGCUUUUGGGUGAAACUUUCCGCUGUUAUUGGCAGCAUUCUAAUGGUUCAAGGACUUUCUAUAUAGCUGAACAGUUAUCUCAUCAUCCACCUAUAUCAGGCUUCUAUGUUACAAAUCGACAAGAUGGAUUUACUAUUAGUGCUACAAUUAUUGCUAAAUCUAAAUUUUAUGGAAAUUCAACAUCAGCGGUUUUAGAUGGUGUUGCAAUACUGACAAUGUUGCCCAGAGGAGAAGAUUAUACAAUGACGAUACCUUACGCCCAUUGUAAAGGUAUUCUUAUGGGAACAUUAUCUAUGGAAUUAGGUGGGAAAGUUCAUAUAAAUUGUGAAAAGACAGGUUAUCAUACUGAACUAGAAUUCAAACUCAAGCCAUUUCUUGGAGGUGCAGAACAAAUGAAUCAAGUUACAGGAGGAAUACGGCUAGGAAAAGAAACUCUUGCUAUUAUAUCAGGCUAUUGGGAUGGUCAAAUAUUAAUUACAGAUAAAAGAACUGGGCAAGAAAGUGUGUUUUUCAAUCCUACUCCAGAAAUACGUAAAAAGAGAUUGAAAAAGUACACUGUACCUCUAGAACAUCAAGGUCCAUGGGAAAGCGAGAAAUUAUGGUACGAUGUUACUCAGGCAAUUAAUGGCGAUGAUCAAGUUGCUGCUACUGAUGCAAAAACUCAAUUGGAAGAAGCACAAAGAGAGCGUGCUAAAGAACGAAAACUUAAAGGACAAGAAUGGAUUCCUAAACAUUUUGUUCAGGAUAUUAUAACGGGUAACUGGGUUUAUCGACAUGCGGAUGUUCGACCAUGGGAUCCUAGAAAUGAUGUUGUACAAUAUGAACAAGAUUACAUAGUGCGUACGAAAACUAGACACAAAACACCAAUUAUGCGUACUGGAAGUAUCGUAUCAACUGAACCACAGACACAGGUUCCACUUCUUCAAGCUGAGUCACGUUCUUCGCUUUCUGUAUUAAAAUCUUCCAAAAGACAGUUGUCUAAUAAUUUACCAUUAACAGAGACCGCUCAUGAUUCUGGAAGUUCCUCUGCAGAGGUACACUCAGAUUCUAGUCAGUCAGUAGGUAAAAGAAAACGUUCUACGGCUAGGAUAAUGGAUGUUAUAAAGGACAUAGAAAGACAAAUGUUAGAACAUGGUGAUAGACUUAAUCAUAUAAAACACAUAUUAGAACAACUUGCUAUAAUACAAAGAGAACAAGUUUAUCAACACCAUAGUAUAAAUAUGUUGAAAAGCUUCAUUGAUACGAUUCUUGUUAUUAUAAUAGUUUUCUCUGUACAAUACUUUGUAAAAAUAUGGACCGAUGAACCUAGUGGAGGUUGAAGAGUAUGAUAACAGAAUCGUAGUAUAAAUUGUAUAUAUUAUUUAUCUUCUCUCAAUUCGGAUUAUCAGCUUUUGCGUCAGGAACAAGCUUUGAAAAGAGAAAUCUUAAAAUUUGAAGUACCUAAUUUACAGGUGUUUUUAUCGGAGAUAAUAAAACACGCCGUUUUUAAUAGAAUACCGCUAAAAGGAUAGAAUAAAAAAAUUUAGAAUUAUUAAAGAUAUACUUAUUCAGGUAAUCGCUGUGCAAUGUUAUUUUAUUUAUAGCUUUUGGAUAGUUUAAUUUUUGAUUUGUAAGAUGAUACGUUAUAGCUAUAUAAAUGUAAGCUAUAUUUUCUAGUGAUUAAUGUAACACUUAUAGUCUUUGUUAAACGCUUCUCACGCCAUCAAUGAACUAUAUAAGGUAAAAGGAAUUUUUUUGAGCUUAUCAAUAGUAAUAUUUUGAGCUUAUAUAUAAUAUUUUAUGUGCUAAUGCACAAGAAAAUAAUUAUAUAUUUAUUCAGAAAUUCUAAUGACGUUGUAGUAUUUACUGCAGGCGCUCAAUAGUAAAAUGUAUUGAUGAUAAUAAUAAGAUAAUUGUAAAGAUAUAA
Bombus pyrosoma is the source of this 4108-nucleotide messenger RNA. RefSeq names its product oxysterol-binding protein-related protein 8 (gene Orp8). Bases 408 to 3521 code for a protein of 1037 amino acids. The record is from RefSeq and is a predicted model, not a curated record. Gene Ontology annotation, cellular component: intracellular membrane-bounded organelle; membrane; cytosol. The transcript has 18 exons. Lineage: Eukaryota; Metazoa; Arthropoda; Insecta; Hymenoptera; Apidae. Gene Ontology annotation, molecular function: cholesterol binding.